UGGUAACCCGUAUCGCGUGACGCGUGUAUGCAUGACGUAGUUAAUUUUAUAUCUACGUAAUGGAGUGAAACAACGCACCUCAAAAUUAUUGUUGUUUGUUUGAAAAUCAAUCAAGAAGAAGAAGAAGAUACGUGUGCUCGAUUUGGAGAGGACGAGAUUGACUGGCAAGAUCUCUUUCUUUGUAUAUCUGGACGAACCUGAACGAUGCUACGAUGGAGGAUAUCCCAUCGUGCGCUUUCUGUCUCUGGCAUGAGAGCUAUAUCCCAACGUGCACCAAGUAAUAUUGACAGUUUGAUUCGCGUUGACCAUGCAGGAGAGUUCGGUGCCGAUAGGAUUUAUGCUGGCCAGCUGGCAGUACUGGGAAAGACUGCCGUUGGCCCAGUCAUCAAGGAGAUGUGGGAACAGGAGAAAGUGCAUUUAGAGCUGUUUGAGAAGUUAUCCAGAGAGCACCGCGUCAGGCCAACUGCUCUGAUGCCUCUGUGGAACGUGGCUGGCUUUGCGCUGGGUGCUGGUACAGCGUUGCUAGGCUCUGAGGCUGCCAUGGCAUGUACAGUAGCAGUGGAAGAGGUCAUCGGUGAUCACUACAACAAACAAUUGCGUCAUCUAAUGGAGAAUAAUCCCGAGGAGUAUCAAGAGCUGAAAGAGAUCAUCAAGCGGUGUCGGGAUGACGAGCUGCAUCACCUCGAGACUGGCCUGGAGCACGAUGCCGAGAAAGCUCCAGCUUACGAAAGUCUAACGCAGGCCAUUAAAGUUGGCUGCCGAGCUGCUAUCUGGGUCUCGGAGAGGGUUUGAGCCAGUAUGCACACGUGUGAGACUAUGAAUGGCAAUCGUGACUCAUCGUCGUCAUAUACAGUACCUGUGGCCCAUAGUUCCAGCUAAGAUCUCUUGACUCAUCGUCGUCGGAUACCUGUGGUCGGUAGACCCAGUUGAGAUCGUAGCUAGGUAUCAACUGCUUCUGUGGGCACUGGAACGAACCAACUUUUUACUGCAGCAUGGUGAGAUUGUGCCAUACUGAGCUACUCAUCCCGGGAGCUACGGUGCCUAUGUGGUGUACUCAUCACCGCUAUGCGAGGCUUGCAAUAUAAUUAUGCCGAGAAGACUUGGUCAGGCACAAUCAGCCUGCUGCAUCAACCAUGCCCUGGGUAUGAUUACCCCAACAUUGCCCUGGUUAUGGUCAACCCCGUUGGGCGCUACAUUCCAGUAGGUCAUAACCCGUGCACUGGUUAUGACCCAGUGUCAGGCAUUGCAGCUGUGCUUCACCAGGGUUUGCUGCUUAUGAGCUAUGCUCGUGGCACAGAAAAUCUGGCUUGGUUCUGUGUGUAAUGCUGCGGGCAGGCUGCAGCCACAGCUCAAGUGUCAGUUGCUAUGACCCGUGCUGGCUUGAGGGCAUGUGAAACCUCUGAAGACGUGAUGUCACUGUCGAUUUUUCCCUGCCCUGCCUGCCUGACCGUGGGCUGAUACAUUCAAUACGUGGCAGGGAGGGAGUCUUACCGACCACUCCCUGCUACCGUAACUUACUUGCUUAUGUUGGAUUUUUACUCGAUUAUAGUUAUAGUGACAUUGCAUAGCAUUUUCUGAGUUCACGAAGAAUGUACUUCUGCAAGACCUUUGGAAAGUGUUGUGUUCAGCCAAUUCACAUACAUGUAGGCCCAACAGGCAUGAUGUACAAUGCAGUUAUCUCCACAGCAUCUUCCGUGUGUGUGCGUCAUUGUUGGCUCACCAUUGCUGGUCUUGCCACCACUAGUAUCACUUGCAGACACGUCUAUGCACACAGCACUGGAGAUUUACAAUGGUGUGGACCAGUAAAGUGCUGCUGUAUGGUCACUUGUCCUUGCGGGGAUCUACUGAUACUGUCCACGAUAUUUGAUUCCACAACCGUGUUGCAUGAGAGUAAUCUAAAUGUUCAAAAAGUAAA
Messenger RNA from Sycon ciliatum, 1915 nucleotides. Its product is annotated as 5-demethoxyubiquinone hydroxylase, mitochondrial-like. The record is from RefSeq and is a predicted model, not a curated record. NCBI's taxonomy places the organism in Eukaryota, Metazoa, Porifera, Calcarea, Leucosolenida, Sycettidae. Gene Ontology annotation, molecular function: 3-demethoxyubiquinol 3-hydroxylase activity. The transcript has a single exon. Gene Ontology annotation, cellular component: mitochondrial inner membrane. Bases 205 to 792 code for a protein of 195 amino acids. Gene Ontology annotation, biological process: ubiquinone biosynthetic process.